This is a messenger RNA of Agrilus planipennis (emerald ash borer), 3001 nucleotides long. RefSeq names its product cubilin-like. The transcript is spliced from 7 exons. Gene Ontology annotation, molecular function: serine-type endopeptidase activity. NCBI's taxonomy places the organism in Eukaryota, Metazoa, Arthropoda, Insecta, Coleoptera, Buprestidae. The record is from RefSeq and is a predicted model, not a curated record. The annotation marks the transcript as partial.
AACAUUCAUCUUGUUUCACAGCCCGGGAUACCAGGAACAGGCAGCAUUUUGGAUAGGAGCGACCGACAAAGUCCACGAGGGUGAUUUCCGAUGGACUGACGGCUCCCCAUUCGCUUUCGCAAAUUGGUUUCCCGGAUGGACCCAGUACAACCGGUACAAUCGUCAGCCUAACGAUGACGGAUUAAGCGAACAAGACUGCAUCGAAUUACGCAGAAUGUUUUCUUUACCAACAGGUGGUGCCCAAAUUACUUCGUUCAUGUGGAACGACAGGGAUUGUUCUGCACUCAAUUAUUACGUUUGCGAGAAAUUCCAAAACGAAGAGGCAGUUGUCGACCCGUGGAAGAACGAAUGCAAUAAAUCUCUUGUUCUGACUCAACAACAUCCAAGUGCAGUGAUCACAAGUCCCGGAUUCCCGAGGCCUUAUCCCGAUAACAUCGAGUGCAUUAUGGAGAUCAGCGCUCCAACAUCUUAUCGAUUACUCUUGGACUUUGAAGAAUUGGUCCUCGAGGACGAACCAACGUGCAGUUACGACUAUCUGGAAAUCAUGGAACCCGUUUCUGGGGGUGGAAAUAACGCGAACGAUGCCGGUAACAGCAACAGUAACAACAGCGUCGCGGCGGAACCGACAGCGACGGCAGCGAAAAGGCGACGUCGCCUGUGCGGCGACUGGAGUUCAAAGUUGAAAUUGCUACGUCACACUAGCAACGGGUCGAGGAUGGUCCUGCACUUCAGCACCGAUUACUCUCACCAUUAUGGAGGUUUCAAAGCGCGGGUUUCAAUGAGAAACGUUAAGCAAUGUCAUGACGACAGGCUCCAAGUCUUCUACGAUUCCUGUUACUUGGUGGUGAGUUAUCCGGAAGUUACAUGGUCUACGGCGAACCAAAUUUGCGAAGGAAUAAAGGCCCAUCUAGCUUCAGUGUUAUCUCCAGAGGAAGAGACCUUUGUAAGCACCAGCAUACGCAAGAAUUCGGAGUAUCGCCUGGGAGCCCUGUACUGGUUAGGAGCCGUGGAGAAUACCGACGGACGAUUCUCAUGGAUCGACGAAAACCCGAUGGUCUUCACCAACUGGUUUCCACCCACACACUUGUUGUCGUCGCCUAGAAAAAACAGUACCGCACGUCAACACUGUCUCAGUAUCCAGUGGACGCCCUCCCAGUCGCGGUCGUAUCCCAGUGGACUUUACUGGCGCUCCCACAAAUGCGACGCCACCGGGGGCUAUGUUUGCAAACGAUCGAGGGAAGACUUGAACACAGUGAGGAACUUCAGCAGAGUGGUGAAUGGUACGCAGGGUCGGAUCAGUAGUCCUAAUUUCCCAGAGCAUUACCAAAACGAUUUGGAGUUUACUGUUCGAAUCAUUAGUCCGCCGAGGUUCAGGAUAGUCAUCGAAUUCGAUCGGAUAGAUCUCGAAUACCAGCCCGCUUGCUUGUACGAUUACGUAGAACUUAUAAGUUUGAAAAGAGGCAAGGAAGAUAAAGAAUCCGGCGUCAAAUUAUGCGGAAGUUACGAUACCGACAUGCAUCGAUUCGACCAUGUGUCUUCGGGCAACGAAAUGACCAUCAAGUUCCACUCCGACUACUCGAUUUCUGGCAGUGGAUUCUCGUUAAGAUGGAGGGCUGUAGAUGUCAGCGCUUGUCCCUUUCAGACGUUAACAUCCAAAGAAGGCCUUAUUGUCAGCCCCAACUUUCCGUUCUUCAUUCUUCCCAAUCUCAAUUGCUCCAUAACCGUUUUGGCUCCGACGAAGAAACGCGUGUGGUUGGAAUUUCUCGAUUUCGACGUUUCCGAAAACCUCCAGUCGAAGAAUUCCAUUUCGCAAUCGGAAUUUAUCGGUGUCGAAAUCGAUUUGGGCACGGAACUGGCACUGAUCCAACCCUAUCAAACUGAAGGUCUGGUAACCGAAGGGGCCUUUGUAUCAAACAGGGAAGUACUGAAGAUACACUUCCGAACAAACGACAGUCCUUCGGGUAAAGGUUUCAAAGCACGUUACAGGAUAGUAGAACCAGUCGAAGAAAAAAGAGUCAUAAGCUUACGACCUGAAACCGCUGGAGCUUUAAGGCACCUCAAUUAUCCGGCCGCGCCACCAGGAAACGUGAACUUCCUUCAGCAUUUGAUAGCACCAAUCGGCCACGUGAUUUAUCUGGAACUUUACAACGUCAAGCUGAAAGAGAGCGAGUGCUCCGACCAAAGGGGAUUGAUAGAAGUCUACGACAUGUACGCCGAUACGAACGGAACAGUUUGGAAGUUGUGCUUCGAAGAAACGCUCUCUAAAUCGCCCAUGGCCAUCACUUCGUACGUAAACACCCUGUGCUUUCGGCAGAAAAGCGGUCCAUUAGGAUUUCCUUUCAACGGCUCUUUGCAAAUCCACAACGAUUCGCACUUUAAAGAGAAACUGAGAAAACACCAUCAGAGUGCUGUAGAUUUUUGCGAGCCGAACCCUUGCGAACACGCGGGCAAAUGCGUAUCAAACGCCAACAAGAGCUUCUGUCAGUGUAAUGGACAUUUUGCCGGUCUGUUCUGCGGUUUGACAAAAUGCGAACUGAACCCGUGCAUCUUCGGCACCUGCGAACUGACAGGGAACAAUUAUAAGUGCCACUGCGAGCAGGGUUACAACGGGCCCAACUGCGAGUCGAAACAGAAACCGUGCGAGAACAACCCCUGCGAGAACCGGGGCGUGUGCAUCGAAAAGGGCACCAAUUUCCACUGUCAAUGUCACGCGUGGUGGGAAGGUCCGAGGUGCGACAAGCGAAUGUUACACAUACCGUUCAAACCUCUCAGUCAACGUAUGCUGGAGGAACCUUUCUGGUUGGGACUUAUCACCGUCACCGUCGUCAUGGGAGUGAUCGGACUCUUCUGGUGCGCCAAGAGACAUUUCCCGGAGAAAAUUGAAAAGCUACUGGCCGAGGAAAGCGAACGGAGUCGCAGUAAUCUUCCAUCGUUGAGAACGUCGCUGAGAGAACAACUGGCAGCUUCGAGUGCGUCAACUGUGACGGUGAUACCUAGCCCA